CAACUUAUUUUAACCCCCAACCGGAAACGUGAGUAGCUGGAAUCGUAAAACAACAAGAGAAGCUGUUGUACUUUUAUUCGGAGUAAUAUAAACCAAACCUUUGAAAUCAGAAUGUCUGGAUCGUCAACCGUGAAUGCAAUGAAGAAAGUCGUGCAACAGUUGCGAUUUGAAGCAAGUAUAAACAGAGUAAAGGUGUCCCAGGCCGCCGCUGAACUGCAACAGUUUUGCUUACAGAAUGCCCACCAGGACCCUUUGCUGACAGGGGUGUCUUCCAGCACAAACCCAUUCAGGCCGCAGAAAGUGUGCUCAUUUUUGUAGGGCGAAGUACCUGCUUUUCUCUUUCACUGGUUUAUAAUGCCAGAUCUUUGCAAACCAACUCUGUUGCCACCUCCCUUGUCGUCUGAAGACUUUUUACAUGAACCAUUAUUUCAAGUCUUAAGUGCCAGUUCUAGACUUUUAUUUUUAUUUUUUAAAGCAUAGUAUUACCUGACUAUUUUUUAAACUUUACCUACCUCUUAAGCUUUAGUUGCCUUGCCAUCUUUAUUAAAGAACCAGUUAUGUAUAUAUUUUAUUGGGGAAAAUUAAUUUAACAAAAGGGACUGUGAACAGACUUAAGAGUAUUUGCUUAGUAUUUACACUUGUGGGCUGAUCAAUGUUUGUACUUCCUUCUUGUAAAAUGAUAAAUCUGAAGAAAAUACUGUCCCCAUUUUAUUUGAUUGUGGAACCAAACUGGAUUUCCCCUCUUAAUCCAAUUCUCAAGUCUUGAUUGGUAAUAUCUGACUGAUGAUGACUCUGCUUAGAUUCAAGAGCCUGCUGGUGGGAUCAAUGCAGUUAUACUUUGAUGUCUUUACAUGUUCUAGCAUUGCAUUAUGCAGUUUUGGGGGGUGAGGGUGACUUAAUUGAACAAAAAUGCCUACUGUGGUUGUAAUAGAAAUGUCAAACUCCACUUUGAUUCUUAACUUUGUAGAAUAUUGGUUUACUGUUUGUCAUUUGAAGCCUGCCACCAACAUAGUUGCCUUUUAAAAUAAAAUGAGUUAAAUGUCA
Messenger RNA from Acipenser ruthenus (sterlet), 1044 nucleotides. Its product is annotated as guanine nucleotide-binding protein G(I)/G(S)/G(O) subunit gamma-5. Gene Ontology annotation, biological process: G protein-coupled receptor signaling pathway. The record is from RefSeq and is a predicted model, not a curated record. The transcript is spliced from 3 exons. Bases 112 to 318 code for a protein of 68 amino acids. Gene Ontology annotation, molecular function: G-protein beta-subunit binding. Lineage: Eukaryota; Metazoa; Chordata; Actinopteri; Acipenseriformes; Acipenseridae. Gene Ontology annotation, cellular component: heterotrimeric G-protein complex.